Messenger RNA from Penicillium robsamsonii, 603 nucleotides. RefSeq lists its product as uncharacterized. Lineage: Eukaryota; Fungi; Ascomycota; Eurotiomycetes; Eurotiales; Aspergillaceae. The record is from RefSeq and is a predicted model, not a curated record. Bases 1 to 603 code for a protein of 200 amino acids. The transcript has 2 exons.
AUGCUGGGACACACGACUCUCUACUCCAGAACCCCUCGCUCUUUCCUCUUCGCCGUCGUCGCCAAUGUCGGUCCCGGCGGCGCCAGCCGCUCCCUGGCCGUGGCCUACCGCCAGCACCACGAUAAAUACAACUCACAGAUAUCCUGGGGACGAGUGCACUGUAUGGUGACCGACAUCCUUGCGCUGACCGAAAUCCUCUCGGAUCCCGCGAACCGCGCGCCGCUGGAGGCUGAGAGGGCGCUCGCGGAGGACUGGUAUCGUCGGUCUCAGGGCCACGAGGCUCCGAUUCAUGAGCGGCCCAGCGUGCCCGACACCGCGCAGCCCCCGUUCGUGCCCUGUAAGUUUCCCUUCACCGCGACGUGUGUUUUGCUGGCGUUAUUACGCGAUACUUGCGAUAACCGCACCCGCCCCGGCGACGUCCAGUUUCAGCCUCUAUCGACGCUAUUCCGGGCCGAUUACACUGAGUAUGGCCUGGUCAUUCUCGACAUCUCCGACCUCGACAGCGGCGUUAAGUACGGCAUCGUUACGUUCCCCAUGAACUACAUGGCUGAGGUUGAAUACCGCGGCGAGAUAAUCGGCUGGGAUCCCGUCGAAGACCCCUAG